This is a messenger RNA of Schistosoma rodhaini, 1137 nucleotides long. Lineage: Eukaryota; Metazoa; Platyhelminthes; Trematoda; Strigeidida; Schistosomatidae. The record is from the annotation of a GenBank genome assembly.
AUGUCUGAGUCUCACCACAGGCAAAUGAAACUCUUUGCUGAAGACGGUGGAAAGUUCAUCAGCAGUUUCUCUUCUGACUUCCUGAAAGGAUAUCUCGAUAUACUGCGUCGACAGUUCGGUGGGAAACGCGUGCAUUCCAAUGUCGUUUAUCAGGAAUAUAUCAAAGACAAAGAACAUGUACACAUGAAUGCGACAAGAUGGCAUACACUCACAGGACUAUGCAUGUGGCUUGGAAAACAGGGCAUUUGCAAGGUAGAUGAGACUGAGAAAGGGUGGUUUAUCGAAUACAUUGAUCGCGACCCAGAAAAGUUAAAAAAACAAGAACAGAGUGAGCGUUUGGAAAAGACGGAAGAUGAAAUAAACAAACAGUUUCUAGAGCGUCAAAUAGAACACAAUAUCAACAAAGUUGAACAGACAGAAGGCCCCGUAUACACUCCUCUCGUCCGCACCAAUGAAGAUGAACCAAUUAAACUGGAGAUUUCUUUGUCUCAAAAAAAGCCACCUGUCCAGGUGGUAAGCACAGAGCCUGAUCCUUCCCCAAGUUCUUCAGAGGAGAAACCUCAGAGCCUUAUGACAUUGGGUCCGAAAAAGGAAAGAACUGCAAAUCCGCUCUUGAUUGCCGAAAAAAAAGCACGUGAAGAAAAAUCCAAAUCUAGUGCCGAAAAGAAACAAGACACACGUACUACAGCAGCUUCUGGAGUUCGUCGGCGUGCAUUGGAUGAAUUAAUGGAAAAAGAAGAAGCUUUUAAAGACAAAAGAAACCGAAGAGAUUACUGGAUGACAGAAGGGAUUGAGGUCAAGCUAAUCAAUCGCAAACUUCCUGAUGAUCUACGUUGGAGACACGCCACAGUUUUGAAGAUGCUGGAUAAUUACACGGCUAUCGUAAGGACAGUGGAAUGUCACACAAAGAUCAAAGUGGAUCAAAAUCACGUUCAAACAGUUAUUCCUGAACCAUCAUCAACAGUUCUCAUCGUUAAUGGCGCAUACCGAGGAGAGUACGCUACGUUAGAGCAAGUUUUUAAAGAAAAGAAUAUGUGUGAAAUAACAGUGAUGACCGGUCUGUGUAUGGGUCGUCUUGUCAAGAACGUUUCUUUGGAUGAUAUUUGCAAAUUGUCGGAAGCAAGACAGGAACGGUAG